Toxoplasma gondii ME49 is the source of this 1117-nucleotide messenger RNA. RefSeq lists its product as hypothetical. The coding region runs from base 521 to 883 and encodes 120 amino acids. The transcript has 3 exons. The record is from RefSeq and is a predicted model, not a curated record. NCBI's taxonomy places the organism in Eukaryota, Apicomplexa, Conoidasida, Eucoccidiorida, Sarcocystidae.
AUUCCAGCAGAAAUUCAUCUGCACAAAGAAGCGAUCGAAAGAGGUUUUCCGGGUCCCGUGCUGAAGAGACUGUUUGACGCUAGACAAGUUUGGGAAGUGUGUGCUCCGCGUCAGCAACUGUCGGUGGCCUACUCGAGAAGUUGGCUUCGCCGUAUUCUGUCUCCGUCUUCUUCCGUUUUCCGUCUGAUACUCGAACUCCACGCUCAGCCCUGGCCCUGUGACAGACAGAGCAACUAUUUGCAGGCAAGAAGUCCACAUUCAGAUUUACUUCCCUGGUUCAGUUUCUCGCGUGUAUAGUCGACGAAUUACUGAGCACUGGGUGGAGUCGCCCUGUCGGCGAAACGAGUCCAGUUUGCUGUGCUGUCGACCAGUUUUCUUUCAGCUGUGUUUACCGCUUAUACACGCUUCACUCGGCAGCGUCGCUUCUGAAGCAUUCCGUUCCCCUCUCUUGUGGACCGGCCGCUGUUUCUGAGAAAGCCGCGCGAUAGUAGAUCGUCGAACUUCCUCCAACUUCGCAACGAUGGUCAAGUACUGCGGCGCCAAAAAGUGCGAUCUAAUUGAUCUUCUCAACUCCGCGACCACAUCAAGAGAACGCAACAAGGUCGUGAAGCAGCUAAAGAAGUUCGAUCCGUGCCCGAGAAAGGAUCUGGAUGUGGAAUUCGACGCAAAAGACUGCAGCUGCAAAAAGUACAACCAGACGCAGUACUACAUGUGCUGGAGGUGCGACAAACCAAAGACGACGACGGUCAAAGUCAUGUGGAACAGUCCUAAAGGUCUGAAAAUAAUUUGCAACACAUGUUACUUCGCUUUGAGUGCGAAUGCGGACCUGGAGAGAUCCAGGAAGGAAAACGCCCAGUACUAUGAUUUCAUGAAGAAGAAAUAGACACAGCGUUUUCGAAUAUCUCGUUUCCUAAGCCUAUCAAGGUGCGUUACCAUCUUACUGAGUCUGUCUCAGACGUCACUUUGGUUGUCUUUGGCUCUAUUUCGUUGUGUUCUUUCUGGAGUUUACUGCAUCCCUGACAAACUAAUUUGGAACUAAUUGUCAAAAUCAGGUGUACCAUACAGUGACGUCUAUAGUGAUGCUUUUGCAGAGGCAUCCUAACCCAGGCGUGUUGCU